UUAGUUUGCACUCCACUAAUUAUAAUCUCACCCCUCCGCUCAGCUAUUGCUGGUGGAGGUGGCGCUGUUGCUGUUGCGGUGGUGGUGGAGUCAUCGCCACCCAUCCUUUUUAUUCCCCUCCCUCUCUCUUUCUCACCAUCUCGAGAAGUCUCCCUCUCCCCUCUCAUCUACCUGCCCGAGUAGGGGGCUCGGAGAAGAGCUAAUUCUGCAACAUACAGCUGGUCCCCGGCCAACUUCUUUACUCGUUGAGGACGUGCAUACACCUGCAGAGAGGGAGGUGAUGGAGGACGGCAUGGGCGACUUGUUCGACCACAUCGAGGACUUCCUCGACUUCCCUGGCGAAGAGGACGUGUUCGGGCUGAUGGAGCCCUGCGGCGGUAUGAGCGGCGCGUUGUUGCUUCCGCCGCUUCCGGUGCCGGUUGCCGAUGAGCUUUUAGGAGACGGCGUCGGUGAGGACUCGCUCGAUGGCUUCAUUACAGCAGACAACAAGGCUGGGGUCGACUUCAGCAAGGAAGACGACAAGGUAGGCGCUUGGGAUGAGAUUGACAUUAUGCAAUUGGAAUGGAUGUCCAAAUUCCUUGAUGACCCUGAGUCCUCCCUCGGUCUCCAUAGCGGCGGCGGCGACGCUGUCGACAAAAGUGCCACCAGCGAUGACAGACCCGGCGAAACUAAAGCCGAUCAGCGUUGUUUCUUUCGCACUUCGAGCCCUGUCUCUGUGCUCGAACCGAGCACGAACACCGGUGGCAGGGGCAUCAGCGAGUCGUCGUCAUCGUCCUCUUACUCUUCAUCGUCGACCUCUGCUUCCUACUUCAUCGGCGGUAAGAAGGACACUCCUCUUAGCAGGCCGGAGCCACCCACGGUGUUAGCCGUUCCCGCUCGCGCGCGGACCAAGCGCGCACGUCCGGCCGCAUUCGUUCCCCGUCCCCACGUCGUCGUCCCCUGUUCCCCGCCGGCGCCAACCGAGACGGUUGCGGCCCUCCCCUCUCCGCUUUCCUCCGAGAGCUUCGAGGAGUCAUCAUUUCGUGCUCCGCCGCGGCCGCUUCCCAGCAAAAAGAGCAAGAAGAGGAACCAUCCAACCGACGAGGGGGACUACUCGUGCUCGCCACCGGCGGUGCGUAAGUGCUUGCAUUGCGAAAUCACCAAGACCCCGCAGUGGAGGGCGGGGCCUCUCGGUCCAAAGACCCUCUGCAACGCCUGCGGCGUCCGCUACAAGUCCGGCCGGCUCUUCCCGGAGUACCGCCCCGCCGCCAGCCCCACCUUCGUCCCCGCCGUUCACUCCAACUCCCACAGAAAGGUCGUCGAGAUGCGCAACAUGGCCGACCACAACACUGUCGUCACCGACGACUGCGAUCUCCUCGAGUACAUUCGCCGGCGAGCGUGAGACGUACACGCCGCAACCAACCCACGACGAGCAAGAUGCAUACUCGAUUAGCAGCAGGAUUUGGCAGAUUUUUUUUCCUUUUAAGAAUUUCUUAGAUUCAGAAAUUAUCCCGGUAUCCGAUUCCAUUUUCUUUUAAUAUUCCAUGUAUUUCCCCUGAAAUUUUGUACAGACAAGGUGGGGAGGUGACAAGUGAUGGGAGAACCACUACAGUGUCAGGUAGGAGGUAUUAGUUGACAGGGACAUUACGACACUGCGAGUGAGACAAUGUAGUUGUUAUUGUUUAGUUAGAAGGAAAGCAAGUCCAAGAAAGGAGAUUAGCGAGGGGGAUUUCUACUAAAGGAGGGUUUAGUUUGAUUGUCGAAGCUUGGUGUAUUAAAUUCUUUUUGCAGUCGAUUGAUUGAUAGUGACUCAGUAGAUUAUAGUAUUGUAGCUUGCUAUUGGUAUUGACAUUCUACUUUGCUCUUCUCGUUCAA
Messenger RNA from Zingiber officinale, 1854 nucleotides. RefSeq names its product GATA transcription factor 11-like. Bases 281 to 1381 code for a protein of 366 amino acids. The transcript is spliced from 3 exons. The record is from RefSeq and is a predicted model, not a curated record. Gene Ontology annotation, biological process: regulation of DNA-templated transcription. NCBI's taxonomy places the organism in Eukaryota, Viridiplantae, Streptophyta, Magnoliopsida, Zingiberales, Zingiberaceae. Gene Ontology annotation, molecular function: zinc ion binding; sequence-specific DNA binding.